AUGAGGUGGAAUCUCUCUGAAGUGGCCUCGGCAGGCUUCCGUGUCAACAGCUUCUACCAUUCGCCUUGGCACAAGUUCCCAGCGCACGACAGGCACCCCGAUGAUAUGGACACCGUGGCCCUGUCCACCAGUUGGAAUGUGAUUUCCAGAGUGGAAGGGCGUUUCCAGCUGUUCCAGAACGAGCUGCGGGCUGACAAGGUGAAGGUAUCCAACCUUCGGCGGCUUUGUGUGAAUGGCGUGCCGGAGGAGAAAGACCAGCAGGGACUCAGGGCCGUCGUCUGGAAGGUGCUGCUUGGAUUGCUGCCACCAGAGAAGGAAGAAUGGGAGGAUGUGCUGAAAAAGAAGCGUGCAGAGUACAGGUCCUUCUGCCAGGAGCUGAUUAUCGAUCCCAAGAAGGACGAAAACGGUGAACCAAUUGAGCCUGUGAGGCCUGCAGGGGAGACAACAUCGGCGGAGAGCGAUCCAGCCAACAUCUCCACAGCUCUGGAUGUUACACACGAGGAUCAUCCCCUCUCUCUUGGAUCUGAUAGCAGAUGGAACGCCUACUUCAAGGACACUGAUGUGAAGGAGCAGAUCGACCGCGAUGUGAUGCGCACUCACCCAGACAUGCUCUUCUUCAGCGGAGAUGGGGAAGAGGCUGCCAGGCACAGGGAGGAUCUCAAGAGGGCGUUAUUCAUCUUUGCAAAGCUGAACCCAGGCAUCACUUAUGUCCAGGGGCUCAACGAGAUUUAUGCUCCACUGUAUUAUGUGUUCAGCAAGGACCCAGACAAAGGUGCUGCUGCACAUGCAGAAGCAGACGCGUUCUUUUGCUUCAUUCUUCUCCUGGGCGAGUUCAGAGACCACUUCGUUAAGCAGCUGGACAACAGCCAGAUUGGGAUUAAGGCUACCAUUCAGAGGUUUUCUCAACUCCUAAAGAGGAACGACGAGGAGCUUUGGAGGCACCUGGAAUAUGAAUCAAAGGUGGAUCCUCAAUACUACUCGUUUCGCUGGAUUACCCUUCUUCUGACGCAGGAGUUCAAUUUUGCUGACGUCCUGCGGCUGUGGGACACGCUCAUUGCUGCUCCUGGUAGCCGCCUGGACUUCCUCCUGAAGGCAUGUGUUGCCAUGCUCAUGCAUGUCAGGAGCGAGCUUCUGGAUGGCGACUUCUCAAAGAACAUUAAGCUGCUACAGUCAUUCCCAUCAAUCGAUGUAAUCGUCAUCAUCCAAGCAGCGCUGGAGAUGGAGAUGUGA
Ostreobium quekettii is the source of this 1230-nucleotide messenger RNA. Lineage: Eukaryota; Viridiplantae; Chlorophyta; Ulvophyceae; Bryopsidales; Ostreobiaceae. The record is from the annotation of a GenBank genome assembly.